GGCAGGAGGUGAAUGAGUCAUCCACUUUACUAGUUGUGAAAUGUGACUCACCUUAUCGGAGAGGGAGCAGGUGAGUUUUCUUUAGAUUCUCUUUGUUUUGUUGGGAUUUUUUUCAUUUGAAUUGAAGUGAUUUUGGAGAAAUUAAGGUGAUGGCUUGAUUGUGGAAUCUAGUUAUUCGAGUCCGGGUGCGCGGUUGUUACGUUUGCAUCACUGUAUUUAAUUUUUAUUUUCGGUUUAUGCCGUUGUUUGGUUGCUGAGAAACUGCAGAAAACAUUGAUUUGAGUCUUAAAAUUUUCCUCCGGCUUCCCAGCUGUCAAACGGAUAAUUAGCGAAGAUUCACGUGUUUACUGUUUCUUUAAUCAGUUGAUGUUUGUGCAUUUUCUUUUAAAAACAAAUUAUUUCCUCCUUUGGAAUUUAAUGGGUCUCCUGUAAAUGCACUUAUUGUGUUUGUUGUUUUUUGCUCAAUUAUGUACUGACUUUCAUGGGGGGAUUGAGAACUCAGUUUCUAAAGGAUCUUGGGUUGCUCAAGUCGGCACGGUUAAAGUUGUCAAUUGAUUUGCAGGAUAGAAGAAGUGGUGGUAGAGCAACCAUGGAUCGUCUCAGCAGUCCUGCACGUCUCAUGAUUGUUUCGGAUCUUGACCAGACAAUGGUUGAUCAUCAUGAUUCUGAAAACCUCUCACUGCUUAGGUUCAACGCCUUGUGGGAAACUAACUACCGUCAUGAUUCUCUGCUAGUUUUCUCAACUGGGAGGUCUCCUACACUUUACAAGAAGUUGAGGAAAAAGAAACCAAUGUUAACCCCAGAUGUAACCAUAAUGUCUGUGGGAACUGAGAUAACAUAUGGUAAAUCAAUGGUGCCGGAUGAUGGGUGGAUUGAAUUCCUGAAUAAAAAAUGGGACAAGAAUAUAGUCACAGAGGAAACAAGCAAGUUUUCUGAACUUACUCUGCAGUCAGAAACAGAGCAACGACCGCACAAAGUUAGCUUUUACGUUGAGAAGGAUAAGGCUCAGGAAAUUAUGAAGGUUCUUUCAGAGCGUCUAGAGAAACGCGGGUUGGAUGUUAAAAUAAUUUACAGUGGGGGGAUGUAUUUGGAUGUGCUACCUCAAGGUGCUGGCAAAGGGCAAGCGCUUGCAUAUUUGCUGAGAAAGUUAAAGGCUGAGGGAAAAUUACCCACCAACACUUUAGCUUGUGGUGACUCUGGAAAUGAUGCUGAGCUAUUCAGUAUUUCUGAAGUGUAUGGUGUUAUGGUUAGCAAUGCCCAGGAAGAAUUGUUGCAAUGGCAUGCUGAAAAUGCUAAAAAUAACCCCCACAUAGUCCAUGCAACUGAGAGGUGUGCAGCGGGGAUCAUACAAGCUAUAGGUCAUUUUAGCUUAGGCCCAAACAUUUCUCCAAGAGAUGUUGCAGACUUAUCAGAAUUCCAUCUUGAAAAUAUCAAUCCUGGCAGUGAGUUAGUGGAGUUUUACUUGUUAUACGAGAGAUGGAGGCGUGCAGAAAUUGAGAGCUGUGAGAUGUAUAUGGCACAUCUGAGAUCAGUUUGUGAUCCAUCUGGUGUUUUUGUCCAUCCAUCUGGUGUUGAGCUAUCCCUUCAUGACUGCAUUAAUGCAAUGAAAAAGUGCUAUGGAGACAAAGAGGGAAAACCGUUUCGUGUGUGGGUGGAUCGGGUUUUACCUACACAGAUUGGUUCAGACACAUGGCUUGUGAAGUUUGACAAAUGGGAGUCAUCUGGUGAAGAGAAGUAUUGUUGCGUGACGACGGCAAUUUUAACUUCAAAGGAUGCUGGUGCUUUAAGUAGCUUCAUUUUGAUGCACAUGCAUCAGACAUGUUUGGAUGGAUCCAAUGCAAAAGACCAAACCGCCUGGCUCCUCUAAUUGUGCCUGCAGCUUGAUAUGAGAUCCCCUCAACCCCCAUAGCAUUUCAUCUUUCAGAAUAAAAUUAAAAUCACUUUAGAUUAUUUUCUUCACAGUUCAUAUAUUUCAACCAGCUUUGAACUGGUUGAUUAGGCGGGAUGAGGCCACUGAGCCAUCCCUUGUACUCUGCUGUAUGACUUCAAAAUUUUCAUAAGUAUGUUUAAGGACAUAAAGUGUAAUUCAUGAUGUACUUUGCUUUUU
Malania oleifera is the source of this 2107-nucleotide messenger RNA. RefSeq names its product sucrose-phosphatase 2-like. The record is from RefSeq and is a predicted model, not a curated record. Lineage: Eukaryota; Viridiplantae; Streptophyta; Magnoliopsida; Santalales; Ximeniaceae. Gene Ontology annotation, molecular function: sucrose-phosphate phosphatase activity; magnesium ion binding. The transcript is spliced from 8 exons. Gene Ontology annotation, biological process: sucrose biosynthetic process. Bases 482 to 1867 code for a protein of 461 amino acids.